ACCAAUAACCACCUACUUCCCAUCCAACUCAAUUCUUCCAUCUCUAUCUCUUUUCUCUCUCUCAAAAACAGAGCAAUAUUUUUAUAUUUCUCUCACAGAUAUUCUUCUUCUGCAAAAAAAUAAAAAAAAAUGGCUAGGAAGAAGAUCAGAGAGUACGACUCGAAACGCCUCGUGAAGGAGCACCUCAAACGUCUCGCCAAUAUCGACCUCCAGAUCCACUCUGCUCAGGUGACGGAAGCAACAGACUUUGCUGAAUUAACAAACCAAGAGCCAUGGCUUUCGUCCACCAGAUUGGUAGUCAAGCCCGACAUGUUGUUUGGGAAGCGUGGAAAGAGUGGCUUGGUGGCGCUGAACUUGGAUUUAGCUCAAGUUGCUGAGUUUGUGAAAGCUCGCCUUGGUGUUGAGGUUGAGAUGGGCGGUUGCAAGUCACCGAUAACUACAUUCAUUGUUGAGCCCUUUGUUCCCCAUGACCAAGAAUAUUACCUCUCUAUAGUCUCUGACAGGCUUGGAUGCACCAUUAGCUUUUCGGAAUGUGGGGGUAUUGAAAUUGAAGAGAACUGGGAUAAAGUUAAAACUAUCUUCCUUCCAACUGAAAAGCCUAUCACACUGGAGGCUUGUGCUCCAUUGAUAGCUACACUUCCUUUGGAGGUUCGGGGGAAAAUUGGCGACUACAUAAUUGGCGUGUUUAAAGUGUUUCAAGAUCUUGACUUCAGUUUCAUAGAGAUGAAUCCGUUUACACUGGUGAAUGGGGAGCCAUAUCCCUUGGAUAUGAGGGGAGAAUUGGAUGACACUGCUGCAUUUAAGAACUUUAAGAAGUGGGGUAACAUCGAGUUUCCGCUGCCUUUUGGAAGAGUCCUGAACCCUACAGAAAGUUUCAUUUACUCCUUGGAUGAAAAGACGAGUUCAUCUUUGAAAUUCACUGUGUUGAACCCAAAAGGACGCAUCUGGACAAUGGUCGCUGGAGGUGGUGCUAGUGUUAUAUAUGCUGACACUGUUGGCGAUUUGGGUUAUGCACAGGAGCUUGGUAACUAUGCAGAGUAUAGUGGAGCUCCAAAUGAGGACGAGGUGUUGCAAUAUGCAAGAGUUGUUAUUGAUUGUGCUACUGCAGACCCUGAUGGUCGUAAGAGAGCCCUUCUUAUUGGAGGGGGUAUUGCUAACUUCACUGAUGUUGCUGCUACAUUCAAUGGGAUAAUUCGAGCCCUUAAAGAGAAGGAGUCCAAAUUAAAAGCAGCAAGAAUGCACAUCUAUGUUCGAAGAGGUGGUCCAAACUACCAGACUGGUCUGGCAAAGAUGCGUGCUUUGGGAGAGGAACUCGGAGUGCCCAUUGAGGUGUAUGGACCUGAGGCGACCAUGACCGGAAUCUGCAAACAGGCAAUUGACUGCGUCAUGGCUGCAGCCUAAUUCCACAAUAAUUUUUGCUACUGAGAGUCAACAUGUGUCAGUUUGUUUCAAAAGAACUUGGUUGAAUGUGUGCCAGGAAUAAUUUAUCAUGAGGCUUCCUUUAAGGCAAAAGAUUGAGAAGAGUGGAUUGUUGUAAAAUGUAAACUCUAAAAACAUUUAAAAAAAAAAAAAUUCCCUUCGUUUUAAAAUUGGAAAUCAUGUCUUCCAGUAAGCAUGACAUGGUUGUAAACACUGCAUUCGCAGUGAUCCUUCAAUUUUCCGAGUGUCAGUUAAUUCUGUUUUAACCUUCAA
Quercus robur (English oak) is the source of this 1692-nucleotide messenger RNA. Its product is annotated as ATP-citrate synthase alpha chain protein 2. The transcript is spliced from 12 exons. NCBI's taxonomy places the organism in Eukaryota, Viridiplantae, Streptophyta, Magnoliopsida, Fagales, Fagaceae. Gene Ontology annotation, cellular component: cytosol; succinate-CoA ligase complex. Gene Ontology annotation, molecular function: succinate-CoA ligase (ADP-forming) activity. Gene Ontology annotation, biological process: succinyl-CoA metabolic process; tricarboxylic acid cycle. Bases 130 to 1401 code for a protein of 423 amino acids. The record is from RefSeq and is a predicted model, not a curated record.